Messenger RNA from Patella vulgata (common limpet), 5007 nucleotides. RefSeq names its product SCY1-like protein 2. NCBI's taxonomy places the organism in Eukaryota, Metazoa, Mollusca, Gastropoda, Patellidae. Bases 28 to 1176 code for a protein of 382 amino acids. The transcript has 5 exons. The record is from RefSeq and is a predicted model, not a curated record.
CUCAACCUAGCACAGUUUAAUGCGUAUAUGACGUUGGUAAAAGAGAUGUUAUGUAAAGUAGAAACUGAACAGAGAACCAAGUUAGAACAGCUAGAACAGAUGAAGCAAGAACAGAAAUCCAUAGAAAUAACAAAAAUAACACCUACACCAGAUCCUAAAACAUUAGUCAGUCUUGGAGACAACAAACCUAAAUCUAUGAUGAGCCAGUUUUUAAAUGGGUUUGGUAUAAGUGGAAUGAUGAGUGCCUCCUCCCCGAAAGAACCAGAGAGUUCUCCUAAACCAGAACAUCCUACUGUUACCCCAUCAGCUCCUACACCACAGAAGGUAUCCUUGUCACUGGAAGAGAAACAGAGGCUGGCGAAAUCCCAGGAAGAUCACAGAAAGUUUAAAUCGCAACAACCAUUAAAUCCUAAACAAACCGACACAAAAAGUUUACAAAAUAACCAACCACGUGAUCUUACUUCCUCUCUCAUAGACUCAAAUAUCAAAAAUAUGAACAAAACCAGUCUAAGUUCUUCAACAAUGUCCAGUGCAGGUGCAUAUAUGGGAGGUAACUCUGGUGGUUACAUGGGAAGUAACUCUAGUACAACUUCUUAUAUGGGAAGUAACUCUAAUACAACCUCCUAUAUGGGAAGUAACUCUUCAACACCUGCCUACAUGGGAGGUAACUCUGCAUUUGGAGCAGGUAAUUCAGUGAAUGGAAGUAGAGCAAAUGCUUCAAAAUCUGUUGAUUUGUCAGCAUUUGAUAAUCUUCUUCCAAAUAAACCAAAGAAAUCUUUAAACGAAAUGAAAAAUUCCCAAAGUGCUCAAAGUUUUGGACAAAAUCAGAGCAUGGGAAAUAUGGGUAUGCCUAGAAUGAUGGGUAGUCCUGCACAACAAGGUAUGAUGGGUAAUCAGGGUAUGAUGGGAUAUCAGCAAAGUAUGGCUACCGGAGCUUUUGGACAACCACAACAAUUUGGUCAAAUGGGUGGAAACCAAAUGAUGUAUGGACAGCAAAACAUGAUGACAUCUCAACAAAAUAUGAUGACAUCUCAACAAAAUAUGAUGACAUCACAGCAAAAUAUGAUGACAUCAUCAGCAGCUAUGGGUUCUAAUUUUAUGAUGCCUCAGACCAUGUCAACAAAUCAGAAAGUGAACAAUUCCAACACCACUGACUUAUCCGAUAUUUUUGGAUGAUAGGCCUAUGUUAUAUUAAGUGUCAUAUGAAUUAUAUGUGCAAUAUUUAUGGAUUAAUGUUAUUCAGUAAUGACUGUUAUGAAAUGUGAUUGAAAUCUUCUCUAGUGGGCUUAAAAUAAAACUCCAUUAGAGAAGUAGGCCUAGACAGCCAUUUGCGACAUAAUUUUGUUAUGGAAAGGAACCUAUAAUGAGUGAAUGGAACGGCCCUUUUAAUCUAGACAGAGGCCCUGUGAUUUGAAAGGAAUAGCCAAUAGAAAUGAAAUGCAAUGUGGUUUAAUAUUCUAUUAUUCUACUCUGACAUAUGCCAUACACAGUGUGCCAGGAGUUAAAUUAUGGCAUCAUGGUGCAAUGAUAAUGCAUUUACCUUAAUUAUCGAACACAUUAAAAUAAGCAGACCAGUUCUAUCGAAGUCAAUGACUGAGUUUUAGUUAGAGCUUCACAUCUACACUGGUCGAUUUCAAGCAUAAGGUAACGAGAAUCAUUGAAGACAGUAACUCUGAUUAAAGGACAAUAUUGGUGUCAGUCUAUUUUUCUCAUGUUCUCUUAUCUAGUGACAUUCAAUUACUUUUUUGAAUUGUCAGAUAUCCACUCACAGUCUCACAUAACAGCUUUUGGUCUUCGAAGGAACUGUUCGUGAGCAGAAAUUCACCCAUGUAUCUGUUAUCACUUGUCACUUCAGUCAGUUAUAUAGAAGGAUGACUCAUGUUUUCCUUUGUGUUUGUCACUUCCUUCUGUAGAAACCUUCAUUACGCAUCUAUUGUAGCAAUGAUCUCUAUGUUAAAAUUAUAAUUGGAACGUGUUUAACCAGUUCUAUCACAUACGUUAAAAUGACUGACACCAAUAUUGUCCUUUAAAAAUACAUUAUGUAAGAUUUAAAUAGAGCUGACCAUUCUGGCUAUAAUAGCUCAAAAACUGAUAAUGUAAAAUGAAAAUAUUGAAAAUUUCAUUUAAAUUACUCCAUUCUGUGCCAAGUUAUCACCGUUUGUAGUUUUGACAAGAUGUGUGCAUAGUGGUAACCAGAGCACUGGUAUAUUCGAGACUUAGUCUCGCUUUCCCAUUUUUAAAUUAAAUUUUUAAAUGCCGAACAGUUCUAAUAUAGUUAAAAUCUCAAGUAUCUGAUGCCAUUGAGAGUUGAUUAUGGUCUUGUUUUGUUAAUUAAUGUCUAAUUAAUAAUUUAUAUAACAUUUCAGUCCUAAAGAAAAACCUGCAACAGGCAGAUUUAGCUCUUGCACAAUCUAUGUUAAAAAUUCAGUCAUUCUCAUCCAUAGAAUUGUUGAGAUUAAACUAAGUGUUUGUCAUAUUAUCUAGGCUGUAAUAUAAAACUGUGUCUGGCCAUGAUAAACUAGAUUACAUGUAUAUUAAAUUAUCUUAAUACUUUCAUAUACUCUGUACUUAAAACAGUCUUCAUAGAAAAGGGACAAGAUAUAGUCAUAGAAAUUACCCUCCCUCUGCCAAAAUAAUGUGGGAUACCUAUAAGGGUCAUAGAAAUUACCCUCUACCAACAUAAUGUGGGAUACUAGGGUCUGUAUUUAAAUACAAUAUAUUUUAUAUUCUUUGAAUGGCAUUUAGCAAUUUAGACGUUAUCAAAUAAACUCUAUUUAUGGAAUAACGAUUACUGUGACGUUUCAGAAAUGACUUGUGAAAUCUUGUUUCAGUGGUGUUUAGUAAUUGAACUGGAAAAUACAGGUCACAAUUCUAUGGAAUACAAUUACUGCUUAUUACUGAUAAUGACUAGAGAAACCUAGUCGAAAUGUCCCUCAGUAUAAGCAGUAAUUGUAUUCCAUAGAAUUGUGACCUGUAUAUUGUGAAAUCUUGUUGAAAUGUGGCGAAUUCCAUAAAAAAGUGUUUAAAUUUAGAAUAUAUUUUAGAUCAAUACUUUCAUUAGUCUUUAGAAUUUAUUAUUUCAAUUCAUGAUAACAGAAUAAUUUGAGGAAUCGGAUAAUAAUAUAACUUGACGAUUCUAUACUUUCAUUGAUCUUUAAAUCAAGAUAAUAAAAUAAUUUGAUGAAUCUAUAAUUAUUUGUUAAUCCUACUGAUCCUCAUUUCUGUUUUUGUGAAAGUAUCAAUUUCUUUGAAGAUUAAAGGAGCUAGACCACUAACUCAAUAUUUGCUAUAAUAUUCAAAAUUAAAAACAGGAAUUAUAAUUCAACAUUGGUCCAUUUCAAUCAAUAUUGAUGUUGUUAUCUUACCAAAUAUGUGAUUCUAAUAUUUAAAGCCUCGUUUACACUUUCCCCGCGAUAAGUGUGCCGUUCUUGGCCAGGCCACAAUAAAUUUUAAGAAAUUGAUCCGUUUACAUUACUCUAACAUAACCGGUCUCGGAACCGUGCCAGGCAGGCCAAAUGUGGAACUCUUCACAGAAAAGUUAAUUUCAGUCCCUAUGCAAAUUACCCGGAUGAAAACAAUUAUCGCAUUUGAUUUAGUUUGAGCAGCCAUUUUGACAGAACUGUCAAAGUUCACGGGGGAAAAAAGUCAAGGUUCAUUUGGCGCACGCGCAGUAAUCCGUACUGAAACCAUGCUCAGACCGGAUAGCGUUUACACUACGAAAAUUUAACAGUGCCGUGCCUGGCACAGUGCCGAAAAAACCUCACUUCAUUGGGCUAAAUGGGAAUGGUACUCAGUAGGGCAAACUUAUAUGUUUGACCUGUUUACACUGCAAAAAAAAUUAACUAUGCCUGGCACGUCUAAAAUUUGUAAUGUAAACAGGGUUUAAGACACAAUGAACAUUUUAAAAUCAGACACGACUCCUGUAUUCUAUGGACAUGUCAGAAGACAUAACACUCUUGCUGGCUUGACAACUCCAGAAAAUAAAAAAAUAGCCUUAUUCUAAGUACUAGAUGUGUUGGCGUCCUACCUGUUGUGUAAAUUAUCCAUUAAAUCCUAUUUUACUUGUCCAAAGGGUUCAAAAAUAUUUUUAAAUCCAAGUCACAUUUGAAAAGCUUUACGUCAGGCUUUUCAAAUCAUUUAGUUGAAUUUUUCCAAUUUUUUAAAUUAGGUGUGUUAAGAUGAAAUUUGUAUCAUCAAUUAAUUGGAAUAUUGUAAAAUAGUACAAUUUGUUGACCAGAAUAAAGAUUGGGACAUAUUAUUCAGUUACAACAAGAGUGGCUUUGAGCCUUUAAGAGCUGGGGGACAUCACAUCGCCAAUGUAAUUAAUUACAUUACCAUUACUUUUUAAAUGUAAUCAUCACAAUUACUUUCUUAUUUUUAGCAAUGUAAUUAAUUACAAUUACACAUCACAUUAAAAGUAAUUAAUUACCAUUACAUAUUACAUUGAAAGUAAUUAAUUACCAUUGAAAGUAAUUAAUUACCAUUGAAAGUAAUUAAUUACCAUUACACAUUACAUUGAAAGUAAUUAAUUACCAUUACCCAUUACUUUAUGACUAUAUAAAUAUAAUGUUUUAUAGAAAUUAAAAAGACAAUGUGAAAGUAAUUAAAGAUGGCUGAUUCACGAACAACAAAAAUAAAAACCCAUGUAGAAUGGAUUAAUCAGGCGCAAAUGACUGCCGUUCCGUUUUAACUGUUCGUGUAUUUCGUCGACCAUAAUUGAUUAGAAAUUACAGAAUAAACAAUGUAAAUCAGGUUAUAUACAUUCAUAUUACAUUAUUAUAUUCGUUGGGACCCAUUUGCGUUAAUGUCUAGGUCCGAAAUAUUAGCGAUUUAGCUCCUUUAAAGAUCCAUAUAAAAGAGCUAUACAUCCUUUAAUCACAAUAAAAUAUGUACAUUAUAUUUAAUCAUAGCUCACGUUUUAUAAUGCUACAUUCCAAAUAAGCUGAUAUAAUUUAAAUGUUAUUUAAUAAAUAAAUUAUAAUACCUGUUGUUAUUAAAAGGGAAGAU